AUGGCUGAAUCCUCUGUUUCUUCCAACACAGAUGAUUCCAGUCCAUUUCAACUUCAAAAUGGAGAUUCUCCUGGUUCGAUUCUCGUCUCAAAUCUCCUUACCGGCGACAACUACAAUAGUUGGCGUCGUUCCAUGGAAAUGGCUUUAAAAGCUAAAAAUAAGCUUGGUUUCGUUAAUGGCUCCAUCAUCCAACCACACGAAACUGAUUCAACCUAUUCUAAGUGGGAUCGUUGUAAUAGCAUGGUGUUAUUGUGGAUUCUCAACUCUGUUUCUUGUGAAAUUGGAGAAAUCGUCGUUUACGCACUCACUGCGAAGGAUAUGUGGGAUGAACUCAAUAAUCAGUUCUCUCAAGGGAAUGAACCGAGGAUAUUUCAACUCCAGAAGGAACUUUCAUCUCUAUCUCAAGAUCAAACUUCAGUAAGUGUCUAUUACCGAAAGUUUAAAUGCCUUUGGGAUGAGUUGAUCAAUUAUGAUCAAAUACCUCAUUGUACUUGUGGAGCUUAUAAGAGUUGCAAGUGUGAUGCUACUCGUUUGUUUCUUGCAUAUCAACAACGGCAGCAUGUGAUUAGUUUCCUUAUGGCACUAAAUGAUGAUUUUACACAUGUUAGGGGUCAGAUUUUGUUGCUAGAACCCCUACCAUCCAUUACCAAAGUGUUCUCUUUAAUUAUACAAGAAGAGAAACAAAAGGAGGUUAGUUCCAUGGGGAGAAUAGGAUUUGAACCUAACGUGGCCUUCAUGAAUAAGAGGAUUGAAAGUUCUAAACCUAAUUCUGGAAAACAGUUUAGAAAGGAAAAACUGUUGUGUACUCAUUGUGGAAUGACGAACCAUACAGUGGAUAAGUGUUACAAAUUGCAUAGAUAUCCUCCGAAUUUUAGGUCAAGAGGGAAGGUUUCUUCAGCCAAUCAAGUACUGGUCCAACCUGAGAGUACACCUUUUGACUCUAAUUGCAUGUCUUUCUCUCAAGAUGAAUAUCAGCAACUAUUGGCAUUAAUUAGACCACAAGCAACUGAUUCUUCUCAUCAUCAAGCCGCCAAUAUCAUUUCUGAAAUUCCUUUCUCAUCUGUUUAA
Carya illinoinensis is the source of this 1068-nucleotide messenger RNA. RefSeq lists its product as uncharacterized. The transcript has a single exon. The record is from RefSeq and is a predicted model, not a curated record. NCBI's taxonomy places the organism in Eukaryota, Viridiplantae, Streptophyta, Magnoliopsida, Fagales, Juglandaceae. The coding region runs from base 1 to 1068 and encodes 355 amino acids.